CUAUUCAUCUAUCUAUAGAUCGUCUUUGAUUGUGAAGUACACUUGACAUUUCUGACACUGACAUGUUUAUUUUUUUUUAUUAUUGAUUGAUCUCAUUCCAUUUUCUGUAGUUUGCUAGGAUGUCUAUAAAGGAGAGGGUACAAGAAGAACUGGAAGCUCUAGAAGCUAUUUUAAUGGAUGAUAUUUCUGUAACAUAUGAUGAAAAGGGUUGUCCGAAACUUAUAAAAUCAACGAUAUUUCCUUCAACUGCAAAUGAGGUAAAUAAGCAAUACGUUUGUGCAACAUUAGAGGUUAGACUUCCAGAAGAGUAUCCAGAUUGUGAACCAAUUGUACAACUGAGGAAUCCAAGAGGGUUGGAUGAUUCUACUGUUAACGAUUUAUACAAAUCUAUUAAAGAGAAGUGUACUGAAUAUCUUGGACAACCUGUGAUUUAUGAACUAAUCGAGCUCAUCAGAGAAAGUCUUACAGAGAGUAACUUGCCAACUUGUCAAUGUGCUGUGUGCUUAUAUGAUUUUUCAGAUGGUGACAGUUUUACAAAAACACAAUGUUUUCACUACUUUCAUUCCUUUUGCUUGUAUAAUCAUUUGGAAACCACUAAAAGACAUUACCAAGAAGAACAAGAUAAGUUACCAACUUGGCAAAAGGCUACCAAAGGAUUUCAGGCAAUCUGUCCAGUUUGCCGGGAACCGAUAAACUGUGAUGUUGAAGAACUGAAGACGGCUCUUCCUCCCAAAGAUUUAGAAAAUGCUCAAAAUUUUGAAGUUACCAGUGACUUAAGGGUAUUACAGGAUCGCAUGAAACAACUUUUUUCAUAUCAAAAAAGCAAAGGUGGUAUUAUUGAUAUUGAAGCAGAAGAAAACAAACUUUUGUUGAUUACUGAAUCAACCGACGAGGGAUCUGGUGAUACAAAUGCAGAUCCAGGUCCUAGUGAUGGUGCUCUUGAAGCUGAUAUACAAAGAGGCCAAAGGUAUGACUAUCCUGUCCAUUCUGGAUUAAAUUACAGAUGACUAAGGCAUUCCAAGAAAAAUAUCUGGCUCUUCUCAAUGUGUGUCAUGUUUGAAUACUCGUCAUCUAGUUGCAAAUUUGUUUUAUAGAACCAACUUUUUAUGAUAAUUUUAUUUAUUUUGUUUUAUAAUUUUAAUAUUACUUUUAAGUAAAAAAAGAAUGUUACAUAAAUAAAUGUGUUUUG
Psylliodes chrysocephalus is the source of this 1189-nucleotide messenger RNA. NCBI's taxonomy places the organism in Eukaryota, Metazoa, Arthropoda, Insecta, Coleoptera, Chrysomelidae. The record is from the annotation of a GenBank genome assembly.